Molecule: messenger RNA, 2946 nt
Organism: Diversispora eburnea
Lineage: Eukaryota; Fungi; Glomeromycota; Glomeromycetes; Diversisporales; Diversisporaceae
Source: the annotation of a GenBank genome assembly
AUGUCUUUAAGAAACUCAAAAAAAAUCUCCAAAGAGUCAAAGCAAAUAGGAAAAACUUGGGGCCGAGAUAAAGAUAUCCAUCUUGUUACCAUACUACUUUCGUCACUCAUUCUCCUGUGUUGUCCUCUACUGGUUCUUGCGUUUUGGAUUUCCUGUACUCAUUAUAGUUGUUCUCUUUAUGAACCUCUUCGCAUCUUUCAAAUUAAUGGGUUUUCAAAGGAGACAUUUAAUUCAGUUGUAAUUAAUAACCUUCCACAAUUUACUUGGGAAGGUUUAAAAAUAUAUGGAAUUUGGUUAGGUUUCCAAAGUGUAUUAUACGCAAUUCUACCAGCAAAGAUAGGAUAUGGUCAAAGAACUCCUGCUGGACACAUUCUUCCCUAUAAAGUAAAUGGUUUAUUGGCCUGGUUUAUAACACAUGUUCUCUUUCUCACUGGAGCAUUCUACUUUAAAUGGUGGGAUGCAUCAAUUAUUCAUGAUCAAUGGGGAACACUUUUUAUAGCAGCCAACAUUUAUGGUUAUUUCCUUAGUUUCUUUGCGUAUAUUAAAGCUUAUGUUAUGCCAUCUCAUCCCGAAGAUCGUAAAUUUUCUGGUAGUUUCAUUUAUGAUUUACUUAUGGGAAUUGAAAUGAAUCCACGUUUUGGAAAAUAUUGGGAUUUUAAACUAUUUCAUAAUGGAAGACCAGGAAUUAUUGCUUGGACUUUAAUCGAUUUGUCAUUUGCUUUUGCUCAAUAUAAUCAAAUAGGUUAUGUAACAAAUUCGAUGGUUUUAUUGAAUAUUUUACAUGCAAUGUACGUUUUGGAUUUCUUCUAUUAUGAAGAUUGGUAUCUAAGAACAAUUGAUAUCGCGCAUGAUCAUUUUGGAUUUUAUUUAGCGUGGGGCGAUACAGUAUGGCUUCCUUGGAUGUACACAAUUCAAUCUCAUUACCUUGUUCGAAAUCCCAUCGAUCUUUCAACCAAUUACUUUUUGGUGGUAUUAACUACUGGUUUAGUGGGAUAUUAUAUAUUCCGAGCGGUCAAUAAUCAAAAAGAUCUUAUGCGUCGAACCGAUGGUAAAUCUAAGAUUUGGGGAAAACCUGCUCAAUUCAUUCGAACAAGGUUUACUACUAGCGAUGGAAAAGAACAUUCAAGUAUUCUACUGACUAGUGGAUAUUGGGGAAUAUCUCGUCAUUUUAAUUAUGUUGGAGAUCUUCUUAUAUCGUUAGCUGAAUGUCUUACUUGUGGAUUCAAUGAAAAAGGAAAAGAACUACGCGUGCCUGAUAACAAUUUUAACAUUUCGACAGGGGUGCAGAAUAUUGGAAUUGAUAAUGUGAAACCGGAAAUGUUGCAAGCACAUUUAAUGCUUUUAACUAAAUUUAAAGCAUUGGAACAAGCAGAUGAACAGAUUGAUUAUGAUAUUUGGGUAAAAAACGACGGCCAUUCUGACCCUGAAUCCGAAAGUAUUUGGGUGAAAAAUACUGAACAACCAUGGGUUCUUGAUCCGAAUGACAGUUCCGAUUUUAAGAUGACUUGCCCUUGGUGUAAAAAUAUCACCCAAAUUUCAUGGGAAAAUUAUGUAAAAUUGAUGCGAAACAUUGAGACAGAUGAAAAAUGUAUGACAUGCAAAGUAUCAAUUUCUGUUGAAACUUUAAGCUGCAAGCGAUUUAUUGAUGAUAUUGUUAAAUGGAAUGAGGAUAAAACUAAAUUUAUUGGUGGCACUCUAGUUAAUCCAAAGGAUGGUUCACGUUCAGAACUAUUCGCGUUAAAUAAUUCCAGCUUGUUAUUCUCUACAGAUGACCCCGACAUUAAGGAACUUACUGUUUCGAAAUCUCCAAGUUGGAAAUAUAUUAUCGAUGAACUUGACAAGCACGUAAAUCAAUUAAAAAAAGUAAGAACAGCCAAAAUGAAAAAGAAAAGAAAAAUAAUUGUCCGAAGAACUGUGUUCGCCUAUAUUGGUAUUCCAUUUCCGUUCUCAAUUGACCUCAUUAGUGCUGUAUUUCGACAACGCGAAUUCACCAAAAAGAUGGUUGAUAAUGAAGUAAUCAAUCACACUGAGGUUCAAGCCAAUGCCACUAUACGAUACCUUAAAUUCUUAUUUUUAAUGAAAGAUAAGCAAAAUACCAUUUUAGUACCUACACUUGAUAUUGAUUUAUGCUGGCACACACAUCAGAUUCAUGCAUCACUUUAUCGCGAAUUUACCAAAAAGCAUAUUGGUCAAAUUAUUAAUCAUGAUGAUACAUUAGCAGAAGGUGUAUUGUCCGAUGGAUUUGCAACCACCGCUCGAACUUGGUACAAAAAGUAUCGCGAACCAUAUACUCAUGAUGAUCCAUCAAAGAUUUGGUUAACUAAGAAAAAAAAGAUCAUGUCUGUUAUCAUACCACCUUAUGGCCUUUUGGUUCAUAAUCAAUUAAAAAAUUAUAAAAAUUCAUCAAAAUAUGAUUCAUUAAAACACAAAUCAUUAAAAUACAAUUCAUUUGGAUUCUUUACAAUUCUUGGUAUUGAAAAUUUUGGAAGCUGUGGUGGUGACGUUAGUGGAUGUGGAACUAGCUGUGAAAUCAGCAAGGCAAUAACAAUGCUGGGUGAUGUUUUGACUUUGGUUGGAACUGGGAUUGAUAAACAAUACUUAACAAUUACAGGAGGAGCUAUUACUUUAUUCAUUUUGUUAAUGGGUCGUCUUACUGUAAUUGAGUCUACAAUAAAGACUCUAGAAAGAAUACAAAAGGAAGGAAAAAACUUUAGAAAUCAAGAAUAUUACCAGAGUUUUAUUAAAUUAAUUGAAGUUAGAAAAAGAAUUACAACAUUCAUUGAUGAUAUAACAAGUUUUUCGGUAUUUCAAAGUAGAAAAAACAAACUAAAACACGAUAUUCAAGAUAUCUCUUUGAAUGAUAAUAUUAUUAGGGACAAAGAAAAUCAACAAACAACAGUAAUCAAUUUAAACGAACAUUUUGCUGAAAAAGAAAACAAUCAAUAA